CCGUGCUGCUGUCCUUCCAAGUUACAGAAAGAACAGAGCAGCACUUUACGUCGUAGCAUGACUCGGGUUAACCCUGGAUUUGUGGGACUUUCCAUUUGCUCACUAUCAGAAAAUGAGGAAAAUCGCGGCGGCGAUGAGCACUGCCCACAUGCAAUAUGCCCGCCCCUCCUUCAUAAAGGAAAUCAAUUCAAUGAAUCGCUUCCAUUUGAUGUAGUGUAAUUGUAAACCUCGACUUGAGAUGGCGUUAAACGAUAGUGAAGUAUACGAGUUUACUUUAACAGAAAACAACCGCAGGGAAGAGACCAGGCGACAGCGAUGUAGCUCUCGGCUUGUCAUUUACUUUCUGUUGUUCGUACUUGGUGGGCUAGUCGCAUUGGGGUUUCUCUUCGGCAGUAAGUUGUUUUCGAAGCGCACUGAGGUAGCCGCGGAAGAUGAGGCCGCGGCGGCUCGCGGCCCGGAAAGCGCGCUCCCGAACGCACAUCUUACCGCCUUGUCAGACGCCAAUGUCUCAUCGAUAUACCUUCCGUGGGAGCACGAGAAAGGGGAUGCCUACCUCCACCUCUUUAGCUACGACAGGCAAAAGCUCGCCCUCAUUGUCCCCGAGAAGGGCAGGUACUCCAUCUACCUGCAGGUGACCUACAGGGAGCCGCAUAAUCUCAACUGCCCCGACGGCGGGAUCCUAAGGUUCCUGCAGGCUGUCUACGUUUGGUCGGACAGCUACACGAAAGACCGGAUUCUCAUGAGAGCCAAAGACCACAUCCACUGCAGCCGUAAGUCGGGGGUCAGGACGGUGACCAGCACAGGCGUUCACUGGCUGGAGGCUGGGGAUCGACUGAUGGUGUUCGUCUCUCAAAAGAACCUGCUUGAAAUAGAUGAGAAGUCUCUAUAUUUUGGGGCGUUCCUUCUAUCUCGGGGGACGGAUGUAUAGUGUUCCAUCUCAAGUGUAUGGGGAAGGGAUGCCCCUUCUGCUGCAUGCCAUGGACUUUGGGUCAGUUUGGGCUCAUUUAACCCAAAAUGCAUCUUAUUGCUGGUUUGUUUCUUACCCAGGAUGCUAUGCAGUCUGUCGUUUGGUGUGAGCUAUGUGUAACCCAGACUCUUAUUUUUGUCAGUUAUACUUUUAUAAUCCCUUUUACUUUCGCAAAGUGGUUUAAUGUAAGGUAAACUACCAUUAAAAGAAGCAAAGAAGAGCGCUGCAAGAUUUGCACAUAAACACACACAUGUUUGUAUGUCCAAAGGCAGCAAGGGCUUGGAAGUCAGUUUUGGUUACUGUAAUUUACAUUAUAGAUCAAUUAUCCGUCCAUUCAUUUUCUGUAACUUCUUAUCCUAUUCAGGGUUGCGGGGGUCUGGAGUCUAUGGGCACCAACCCAUCACAGGGCACGAGGCAGGGAAUAACCCAGGAUGGGCCACCAACCCAUCACAGGGCACGAGGCAGGGAAUAACCCAGGAUGGGCCACCAACCCAUCACAGGGCACGAGGCAGGGAAUAACCCAGGAUGGGCCACCAACCCAUCACAGGGCACGAGGCAGGGAAUAACCCAGGAUGGGGCCCCAACCCAUCACAGGGCACGAGGCAGGGAACAACCCAGGAUGGGGCACCAACCCAUCACAGGGCACACUCACACUCCAUUCACUCACACAUGCACACCUAUGGGCAUCUGCAUGUUUUUAGACUGGGGGGGGGGGCAUCACAACACUGGGAGAACAUGAAAACUUCACACACAUGGAUCCAUGGUAGGGACUUGAACCCAGGUUCCAGAGGUGUGAGACAACAGUGCUAACCACUGUGUCACUGUGCAACCCCCCUCCCCUCCCCUCCCCUCCCCAGAGCAAUAUAAAUUAUAUAAAUAGUAAUAUAUACAUAGUAUCAUAUAUUAUAUAGUGACAAAAUCAUAUUAGGCUUCUGAAAAUACAAAUGAUUAACAUUACCAUCAGAACUGGCUUAACAUAUAACUGAGCUGUGGGUGACUCACUUGAGUGACUAAUGGCUGUGGCUUUGUUCAGGCCUAAGGAAUGCAUGUAAAUAUACGCUUCAUCCUUGAGAAAAAGGUUGUUCCUUGGUGUUACACCUGACCUCCUGACCUGUGUCAGGUCAAAUAAUAUUUUCUUUUUUACUAUGAGAACAUUUUGUAAGAAAAUACAAAUAUAAGCAAUUUACAAUGUAGGAUAACUUUAUAAAUGGUUUUAAGGUUAAAAUGCUAUUACUUUAAUAUUGCCAUUGUCAUCGGCUAAAUGUAUUGUUUUUUCUUUAAUAUUAUAAAAUAUUGUCAAAUAUAUUUUUUUUUUUAUGACUUAGUGGCUGUUCUCUAUGCAGUGUUUCAGUCUGUCUUCAAAUUCACCCUUUUGAUAAGCAGUUAAUUUGUUGUCGUAAAAUAUAUCAGCCUGGACAUACAUUGUUAUUCAUUGCAUUAACAGCUGUAUUCAGCAUCGACGUUUGUAUAUUAUUAUAGUGAAUUUUCAGUAAACGAAAAGAAUUGAACAUGGGGGUCAUUCUUUCAAGAUGAUAACUUUCAUAUUAAAUAAUACUUAUUAAUGAAUACAAUAGCAGGUUUUAUGUUUUUCAAACAUCGCUAAGAGAUUUUGGUCACUGGGGCUGGAGGUGCCAUAGUGGCAGUGAAAUGGCACUGGAAGAUACUGAGUUACUUUGCAGAGAGAGGGAAACUUCGACCAGCGGGAGCAGUGGGAUGUUCCCAUGUAUACAUUAACUUUAUGUAAACUAGAUUUCUUCAAAUAAAAGCAGUGGCUCCGUAA
Brienomyrus brachyistius is the source of this 2747-nucleotide messenger RNA. RefSeq names its product tumor necrosis factor ligand superfamily member 10-like. Bases 239 to 928 code for a protein of 229 amino acids. Gene Ontology annotation, cellular component: membrane. The record is from RefSeq and is a predicted model, not a curated record. Lineage: Eukaryota; Metazoa; Chordata; Actinopteri; Osteoglossiformes; Mormyridae. Gene Ontology annotation, biological process: immune response. Gene Ontology annotation, molecular function: tumor necrosis factor receptor binding. The transcript is spliced from 4 exons.